This is a messenger RNA of Chenopodium quinoa (quinoa), 894 nucleotides long. RefSeq lists its product as uncharacterized. The transcript has 3 exons. The record is from RefSeq and is a predicted model, not a curated record. Bases 1 to 894 code for a protein of 297 amino acids. NCBI's taxonomy places the organism in Eukaryota, Viridiplantae, Streptophyta, Magnoliopsida, Caryophyllales, Amaranthaceae.
AUGAAUAGCAUGAAAAGUUUGGAGCAUUUUUGGAACAAAUCUCAAAAUUCAUCAAACUUUUACUCUCCAAACUCUAAACCUAUUAGUGAAUACAUAGAGGAUAAAGAAGACAUCGAGUCACCUAAUGUCAUCCAACCUCCACUUAAAAGCAAUCCACAAGCACAUGGAGCAAGUACUUCAAAUGUUGGUUUUUAUGAUCGCGUAUACGAUGUUGAACUUCUUACACAUGAUCCCGGAAAAAGAAUUCCAAUAUUGGGUGUACCAAAAAAUGAUCAAGAUGUCGUGAGGAGAGGAUAUAUUGCCAAGAAACGUUGUGACCCACGUACUCAUAAUUUCCCUCAACGAUCAAUUGGAGGUAUGCGUCACUUUGAUGUUGAUUGGUUUGAUAAGUAUGAAUGUCUUGAAUAUAGUGUUGAGAAAGAUGCGGCCUUUUGUUUUGUGUGCUACUUGUUUAAGGACAAAACUACAUCCCCGGGUGGUGAUACUUUUGUUGUAUUAACUAAUGCUCCUGGAAACAAUCAAAUGAUUGCUCCAUUCAUCCAAAAAGACCUUAUAAACUCUUGUGCCAACGAGACCACUAUGCUACUUAUAGAGGAUCUUAAUGGUGGGAUAGGUGAAAGGUUUCUUGGAAUUGUACAUGUUGGGGAUACCACUGCUUUAACAUUAAAGUUUGAAAUUGAAACUUUGCUUAAGGAGAAUUCAUUGAUUUUGUCUAGAGUUUGUGGACAAGGUUAUGACAGGGCUAGUAACAUGGGGGGUGAGAUAAAUGGUCUAAAAAAUUUGACCAUGAAUGAUACGAAAAAGGCUUAUUAUGUUCAUUGUUUUGCUCAUCAACUUCAAUUGACUCUUGUUGUUGUUGCUAAAGAAAAUGAUGAUUGUAUUUGGCAUUUUUGA